Helianthus annuus (common sunflower) is the source of this 2867-nucleotide messenger RNA. RefSeq lists its product as uncharacterized. The record is from RefSeq and is a predicted model, not a curated record. Lineage: Eukaryota; Viridiplantae; Streptophyta; Magnoliopsida; Asterales; Asteraceae. Bases 300 to 2615 code for a protein of 771 amino acids. The transcript is spliced from 19 exons.
ACAAUAGAUUAGUUUUUAAUCUGAAAAAAUAUAUUAUUCUAUAAAAGUCGUAUCAAAUUUGGUGUUAAAGUUAAAAGAAACGGAGGGGAGUUUGAUGUUAAGGAAGGGGUUUUCUUUCUUAAUACCUACCAAAAAAGGGGCUUAAAUCUUUGUUAUGGCCGCCUGUUGCUAAACUCUCCGUCCCCACUUUCUCUUCAUCUCUUUCUUUCAAUCUCUCCAGGUGGAUGCAUCAUCAUCUUCUAGUCCCAACUGAAGUCAAUUGAUUGCAUAGUUGGCGUUCGACAAAAGGAAUUUCACUCAUGGACAACGGUCAUGAAGAUGAGCCUAGCAGCACAGGUUGGGGUGCUUCCUUCUUUGUGCAGACAACCGAAGAAGUCUCUGGAGCUGUUGUUACUUCACCGAGACCGUCAGCCGUAUUCUCAUCAAAAGGGGAUAGCGGUAGCCCUCUUCAAAAGCUUCAGAGUCAAGUUUUUAGAGUACUGAAAGGCUUAUCUUCUCCUCUUGAAGAGAAAAGUAGAACCUACAAUCCAGAAGUAUUAACUAGCCAAAAACGUCAAUGGGCAAGCUUUCAAUUACAGGCACUGCAUCAAAGGAUAUUAAAAGAACCAUCGAGGUUAUUCGAGAGCAUGGUAGUGGUUGGGUUGCAUCCAAACAGUGACAUUCAGGCACUCCAGAGGCAGUAUUUUGGUAGAAAAUCUGAAUUACCAGGGAGGCUGCGAAGUGCACUAAGUGGUCAGCAUCAGUUUCGGGUAGAACCAAAUCUUGAGCCUCAGGUUCUAUUUGCGUACCCUCCGGACAAACCGUUGCCUCUAAGGUCGAAGGAUCUUCUUUCGUUCUGCUUUCCUGGUGGAUUGGAGGUUCACACUAUUGAGAGAACACCAUCAAUGAGUGAACUAAAUGAAAUACUUCUUGGACAGGAACACCUCAAACAAAACGAUCUAUCCUUUGUAUUCAGGCUGCAGGGUGCAGAUGAAUCUACUCUGUAUGGUUGCUGUGUUCUAGUAGAUGAGUUGGUGCACCAACCGUCUAGAUUAGUUUCUAUGGCUGUAGAUGGACAACUUUUGUCCCCACGUAGGAGCCGGCAUAUUUUAACGACUCGCCGGUGUUACUGCAUUCUCACAAGGCUUCCAUUUUUCGAAUUGCAUUUUGGCGUGUUGAACAGCAUCUUCAUUGAAGAAAGACUAGAAAGAUUAAGAAUCAGUAUUAGCGAUUUACAUCUGGAACUAGCGUAUGAAAAUGAAGUAUCUUUAGACGACAAACUGAAUGGCGUUUCAGCCGAAUAUGGAUCUCAGGAAACACCUAACGGAACAACAGAAACUGUCCAUUUAAGCAGGGGCAAUUCUGUCACUGAAAGAUUCAGUGACUCGGUUAUUCCAGUUUGUUCUGAAACAGAGACGGAUUCAUCUAAUAAAAAAUAUUGCGCAAUCCCUAACGCUUGUGAUAGUCCUACUGUUGAUGAUACGCUUUCCAAUAAACAGCCUACUCAAAAGCAGAUCCCAAAAGCAAUUUUGCCUCUUAUACGUUAUCAACAACAUGAUAGUUCUGAUUCUUCAUCAAGUUUUCAGGGUUCUCCUAGUGAAGAUAGGAACUUUAGGAGUGAUGUUGAUUCAACAGAGACAGACGAUGCAUCUUUUUCGGGUCAAGAAGACAAUGAGCACAAUGAGAUUCUUGACUGGGCUAAGACCAACAACCAUGGAUCUUUGCAGAUUAUAUGCGAGUAUAAUUGUUUAUCUGUCCCGGAUAGAGGUUCAACAAUUAAGUUCCACCCAUUGGAAUACCUGCAUCCUUUGGAAUUACAUAGACCAGAUGAAACAAUUUUACACAUUGCUGGUUCAGCAGUUGAUUUAAUGUCUUGCAGCACAAGUUUUGAACUUGCAGAGGCUCACAAAGCACUUGCUGUGGAGGAAGAGGCAACAGCUUUAUCAGUAUGGGCAAUUUCAAGCAUCUGUGGCUCCUUGCGUCUUGAGCAUAUCUUGACUAUAUUUACGGGUGCCCUACUGGAGAAGCAAAUUGUGUUUGUGUGCUCUAAUCUGGGAAUAUUGUCUGCUUCAGUGUUGUCGAUUAUCCCUCUGAUUCGUCCAUACCAGUGGCAGAGCUUCUUUAUGCCGGUCUUGCCAAAUGACAUGCUAGAUUUCUUGGAUGCACCUGUUCCUUUUAUAGUUGGUGUGAAGAGCAAAACUGCCGAAGUACAAUCCAAGUCGGGAAACGUUAUAUAUGUUGAUGUUAACAAGAACCAGGUCAAAUCAUCGUCAAUACCACAUUUCCCUCAGUACAAAGAGUUAUACGCAGCCUUAACUCCUUAUCAUGCUCAACUGGUCGGAGAAAGUUAUUUAGGGAAAAAGAGACCGGUUUAUGAAUGCACAGAUGUGCAGGUAGAAGCUGCAAAGGGAUUCUUGAGAGUAUUAAGAUCUUAUUUGGAUUCACUUUGCUCUAACCUACGUUCUCACACAAUUACAAAUGUUCAGUCAAAUGAUGAUAAGGUAUCAUUGCUUCUGAAGGAGAGUUUCAUCGAGUCUUUUCCUAGCCGUGAUCGACCAUUUAUGAAGGUAUUUGUGGACACACAGCUCUUCUCUGUACAUACGGACCUGGUGUUAUCGCUAUUCCAAAAGGAUUAGCAGCAUGAAGUUGUAAAAUAUAGUUAGCAGGUAAGUUGUAUGACUUGAAGCAUUAUGUAAAACUGGGUUCUGAAGCCAUUAACAUUAUUAUAUAAUAGCAAAAAAAAAAAAAAAAAAAGAAUAAAAACCAAUUUUGUACAUGAUUCUAGUAGCUAGCUGUGUACUCAUCAUUUGUUUUUGCUAGAUAUGAUUUUUUUUAGUGGAUCCUAUAUCAUUGGUCUCUUUCAAAGCAAACACAAGAUUGUCAUGUUG